Molecule: messenger RNA, 773 nt
Organism: Diorhabda carinulata
Lineage: Eukaryota; Metazoa; Arthropoda; Insecta; Coleoptera; Chrysomelidae
Gene: APC10
Product: anaphase-promoting complex subunit 10
Exons: 3
Coding region: 106-654 (182 amino acids)
Biological process (GO): protein K11-linked ubiquitination; anaphase-promoting complex-dependent catabolic process
Cellular component (GO): anaphase-promoting complex
Source: RefSeq, a predicted model, not a curated record
AAAAAGAAGAAGAAAUUCUGAUUAUUUAGAAAUUGAUCGGGGAUGUUUAUAAUAAUAUUAAAUAUACAAGUUGUAAAGCGUGUUUCAUAAGCGUUAUUAAUCAAAAUGUCUUUGAAAACUGGUGGAGAAGUUGAUCCUAUUAAAAACGAAAGAACUGGUAACGUAAGAGAGGUUGGAUCACAAGCUAUUUGGAGCUUAUCCUCAUGUUUUGGAGUGGAUCAACUUAGAGACGAUAGAGCAGACACAUAUUGGCAGUCCGAUGGACAGUUACCUCAUUUGGUAAACAUUCAAUUUCAAAAAAAAACUACUAUUAGUGAUAUUUAUAUAUAUACUGAUUACAAAUUGGACGAGAGCUACACACCAAGUAGAAUUUCUAUAAGAGUAGGGACUCAUUUUAAUGAUAUACAAGAAAUUGAAGUUGUAAUGUUAACUGAACCAUCAGGUUGGGUGCAUAUACCAAUUAAAGACAUUAGGGAUAAACCAAUAAGAGUUUUUAUGAUACAAAUAGCUGUAACGAGCAACCAUCAGAAUGGACGAGAUACUCAUAUGAGGCAAAUCAAAAUACACAGUCCCAUAGAAAACCCAGGAGUACCUAUAGAUAACUUUUUGAAUUUCUCUACUAUAGAAUUUCAACAGCAUGCUACAAUAAGAUAAAAUAAGUGGACUUGACAAAAAAAACAGAUAAUUGUCAUUUUCUUUUAAUUCGAAUAUAGAAAAAAUACUGUGAUAUGUUCUCAUUUAUAUUGUUUUUUACAUUAAACAAUUUGGUAUUA